Messenger RNA from Magallana angulata, 1493 nucleotides. Its product is annotated as DNA polymerase delta subunit 2-like. Gene Ontology annotation, cellular component: delta DNA polymerase complex. NCBI's taxonomy places the organism in Eukaryota, Metazoa, Mollusca, Bivalvia, Ostreida, Ostreidae. Gene Ontology annotation, biological process: DNA strand elongation involved in DNA replication; DNA replication. The transcript has 10 exons. Gene Ontology annotation, molecular function: DNA binding. Bases 59 to 1447 code for a protein of 462 amino acids. The record is from RefSeq and is a predicted model, not a curated record.
AUCGCGCCUCAAGAAACAAAAGAUUUCCACUGGCGCGAACGGUGAUAAACAAAAAGAAAUGUUUGAGAAAAAAGGGGGUAAUCAUCCCGACGACCUUUUGUCAAAACCUUCACAGACACACAAAGCAUGUGAAAGACAAUCGGGCAACUUUUCAGACUGCUCUGAUAGGUUUCUACUGAAGGAUAAAACUUUCAGCAGGCAAUAUGCACAUUUAUAUGCAGAAAGAUUGUGGGAAGUACGUCCGAAAGUAGAGGCUUCUGCAAGAAAAAAAUGGGGUAAGGAUAUUGUUAUAAGGAAACUACAUGAACUCAAAAGUGAUGAGACCUGUGUUGUAAUUGGGACAUUGUUCAAACACAUGGAGCUGAAACCAAGCAUAUUACAGGAGAUUAGUGAAGAACAUAAUUUGAUGCCACAGCCAGUUAGAACAAAAUAUGUAGAUGAAUCGGACAAACUUUAUUUAGAAGACGAACUACAAAGAAUCAUUCUGAUGGGGGAUCUCGAUGUCCAAACCUCUGUUACAGGUGUUAUAAUAGCAGUAUAUGGUAAAGAACCAGAGGACGACCAAGGGAAGUUCCACGUGGAGAAGUACUGUUUUCAAAUGUUAAGUGACCAGGUCCCAAGGCCAGUUAUACAGAAAGACAAAUAUUUGGUCCUAAUAUCAGGACUAGAAAUAGGCAGCAAUGAAGAGCAGAUCUUUAGCCUUCAGCUGUUCGUUGACAUGGUGACAGGGAUGCUGGGUAAUAGUGAGGAACAGAGUCACUGCGCAGAGAUAUGUAGGGUCAUUGUAGCAGGGAAUUCUUUAAGCUCCAGUACACAAGACAAGGACAGCUUACAGAAGGCAAAAUAUCUGAGCAAGAAAACAGCAGCAGGGAGUGUGGAUGCUGUCAAAACUCUGGAUGAUGUCUUCACACAGCUAGCAAGUUCUGUGGAUGUGGAUUUGAUGCCAGGGGAAUAUGAUCCAGCCAAUUACACCCUGCCUCAGCAGCCACUCCAUAAAUGUAUGUUCCCAGAGGCGUCUCGCUACCCAACUUUCCACACGGUGACUAAUCCGUACGACUUCAAAGUAGAAGGUGUCAGGUUUCUUGGCACCUCUGGUCAAGCGGUUCAGGACAUUGUCAAGUACAGCACCAAUGAGGAGCCACUGGACAUUCUGGAGAAGACCCUUGAGUGGGGCCACCUUGCUCCAACUGCCCCCGAUACUCUUGGAUGUUAUCCAUUUUAUAAGGAGGACCCUUUCAUUAUCAAUGACUGUCCACAUGUUCUUUUUGCUGGAAAUAUGACCAAGUUUGAUUCAAAAGUUUUCAAGGGAUGUGGAGGACAGGAGGUUCUACUGGUCAGUGUCCCCAGGUUCUCCCAGACCUCCACCGCUGUCAUGGUCAACCUCCGCACACAGGACUGUGUCCCUAUGCAGUUUGCAGCACCCUCCAUAAUGGAACCUAACAGAUAACUACACCAAACCUAUUUAUUGUUAUCCGAAUAAACUGUUAUACCAA